Corythoichthys intestinalis (scribbled pipefish) is the source of this 2598-nucleotide messenger RNA. Its product is annotated as immunoglobulin-like domain-containing receptor 1. The record is from RefSeq and is a predicted model, not a curated record. The transcript is spliced from 9 exons. Bases 201 to 1748 code for a protein of 515 amino acids. Gene Ontology annotation, cellular component: plasma membrane. Gene Ontology annotation, molecular function: high-density lipoprotein particle receptor activity. NCBI's taxonomy places the organism in Eukaryota, Metazoa, Chordata, Actinopteri, Syngnathiformes, Syngnathidae.
CGGGGCGUGGCCAACUGUCUGCGUAGUUUGACUUCAUUUCAGUCAAACAGUCUGACUAGCAGGAGGUCUCCACUAAAAGCUGCUGUGAAAUACCUCCCCAAACAACCCAUCACAGGUCAUUUUCCUCCUUGUUCUCAGUUUUUCCCUUUUGUUUUCAAAAUAAAUUGUUUUUCAAACCGUCACGGCGGCGUUUUCACACCAUGCGGCGAUUAUUAGCCGCCGCCAUCUUUUCGUCACUUCUAAAAGUGUCGCUGAGCAUUCAGGUGAUCGUCUCUCAGCAGGAGCGUAGCACAGCUCUUUUUGCAUCAGUCACCCUGCGCUGCGACUUCUCCACGUCCGCAAACCUCCAAGAUGUGUUGAUCACUUGGAGGUUUAAAUCUUUCUGCAAAGACCCUGUGCUGGAGUACUACUCCACAUCUUACCAGUCGGCACUUCAGUUAGGUCAGGAUCCAUCGAACGACUGUCCAGAUCGCCAGCGCACAAUUCGGACGGUGAUUCAGAAGAGAGGAAACAAUGAGGCCAUUCGUGGUGCAGAGUACAGUGAUCGUAAGAUCUCCAUUCAGAAUAAGGCUGAUCUGGUCAUCAGUGAUGUGAUGUGGUGGGACAACGGUGUGUACUUUUGUGCUGUCGACGCAGCCGGCGACACCACUGGAGACUCCGACAAAGAAGUCAAGCUCAUCGUUUAUCACUGGCUAACCGUGUUGUUCAUCAUCAUCGGGGCUGUGCUGCUUAUCAUCUUAUUUGGUGUCUGCUGCUGCCAGUGUUGUCCUCAGAGAUGUUGCUGCUACGUGCGCUGUCCCUGCUGCCCACAGCAGUGCUGCUGCCCGGAGAAAGCGGUCAUGCAGCAUCGUAUGAUGAAAGAAGCUAAGAAGGCCAUGAAUCCCUGGAUGGGAGGACAGCCGAUAUACGGACCAAUGAGCCAGGUUUCCUCCGCUCAAAUGAACCCGCUUCUAUACCCAGGGUCAGUGUCCGGCAAGAGCGUGCCGAUGAAGCCCAUGCCACUGCCUCCACCCCAGUCCUCAGCUUACAGCAUGCCAGCCCAGAGUGUCCACGGUGCCCACACGCCAGCCAACACCAAUCACAUGCUUGACUAUAUGGAGAGUCAAAUGAGGGGGAUGGAUGUGAACAGUCCGAUGCUUCAGGUUCAGCCACCACCACCACCCCCCCAUAUGCAACAGAUUCCCCCCACUCCCCAGCACAUGCCCACCAGCAUCCCAUUUUCAGCCGGGCCUCCCAGCAUGAUAUCUGGGCUCGGCGACGUUCCAUCAGAGCGUCGCGUUAUCACUCUCCCGCCCAUUCGCGAGCCGGGCCGAGUCCCACCCCCCGCGCCCAAAACUCGCCCUCCGAGCUCCAGCGAGAGCAGCCGCGGUUUCGGAUCCGGGACGCCCGCUCGCCGCUAUCCCUCGCCUACACGAUCCAGGGGAAUUCCGAGGAGCUAUAGCGAAGAAUCGCUGGACGGGCGGUCACGCGGCGGGGCGCGGGGAGGCAUGGAUCGUCCUCGAUCUCGCUCCAGGGAUGAUCUCUUCGACAGCAGGUCCAGGUCCAACUACCCCCCGCCGGGAGCACGUCGGCCGUCCUGGAGUUCUGAUGAUGAGGGCGCUAGUCGGAGAGGAGGAAACAGGAGAGGGGGCGGAGGCUGGAGUGAGAAACCUCCCAACUACACAGAGUACGAGCCUGGAAACAAACCAAGGAGGAACGGACACUACUCUGUUAAGAGCUCUCGCAGUGGCACCAGUGUCGUCAUCUGAACGGAGCUGCGAAAACGCCCUUUGACCUCUGUUUCUGAGCGCGCACACACCGAAGUGGGAGUUAGCGGCGUUGUUGUCCAACUCCUGGUACUUUUGAAAUAUGUUACUAUAGCCCUCGGGAUGAGAAAUUUGUGUUUAGAAAAGAUAAAAACUACAUUUUUGGCACAUUUGAGAGCAUAGAUGUCACUCCUUCCAGGCUAGGAGUAUAGAAAUGCAUUCAGAUUGAUAUCAAAUCUAUGAACGCCCUCUAGUGGUUCAUAUAUGAAAUUAGAAUGUUGAAAGUUGCGCUUCUUUAUUUAUUCAAGCUACUUGAUAUCCAGUUUAGGGUGCAUGUACAAACAUGAUAAAACGACAUUCCGUAGUUAUUGAAGUCGGUGGUGAUAGUUUUUGUGUUUUUUGUUAAUCUUUCCUGAAAGUGAUUUUUUUUUAUUUUUUUUUUAUAAAUGCCACCAACGAACAGGAAGGAUAUUAUAGCUCUUAAAGGGCCAGUAGCAUGGAAUAUAAAUACAUAAAACUGUUACAUUAUAUUUACAUUAUUGAAAUUGCCAUGUGUAUGAUGUCUCCACUCCCCCAUGGUUUUGUGCUAAGAUGUCUCUGAUGCCUUAAAUGGUGGUUUUAUUUUUAGUGGCAUGAAAAUGUCACUGUGUAAAUGAAGUAAUGUGAUGUAUGUAUCAUUGUUAUGUGGGAAAUCAAAGCUGUUACUAUUUUUAGGAUCGUUACACCUUUUCAAAUGUAAACUGUAACUUCAGUAAAACCUGACGUUUGUAAAAUACAUGAAGUUUGUGUGAGACAAAAUGAUUUUGUUUUGUUCCUCUAAAUUGUUUCUCUUUGAGUAAUAAAACAUUCACAA